AUGAAAGUUGAAACCAAAACAUACAGAUGGAAAGAAAGUGAAAAAUAGUAGUAGAUAGUUUUCAGGUAGGGGGAAAAUUUUAACUUACACAUUCAUAUUAAAUGUGUUUAAGAACUAUUUAAAAUGACUGAUGAAAAACAGGCCCUGGUAGAAAAAAUCAUUAAAGAUGUGCAUAACGUUUUGUCGAAAACAGCUGAGUUAUAUGCCUUCGAUAUUGUUCCUGUGGAAACGAAUUUUAGGAAUAAGUCACCCGUGAUGUGCAUAGAAAAUUGCCUGGGUUUGGAGUCCUGGUGUGUGAAACAAGUUUAUUUGCACUCUUAUACUGAACUAAUGGAUAAAGCGUGUUUUCAAACACAAAAGAAGUGCAGACAAGUUUUGGAUUCUGAAACAUUAUUAAGAUUACUUAAUGUCACCCUCCUUAUCAAUCCUGAUCUCUCUGUAUUAUGGAAUAAAAGAAGAGAAAUGGUUCAAGAAUUACUACUUGACAAAUCAUCCGAAUUAAAAUUUACGAGAUUAGUUUUAUCAAGAAAACCAAAAUGUAAUGAUGCCUUUGCACACAGAAGAUGGAUAUUAGGAACAUAUUUAAACAAUCACCAGAUAAAUUGUUUGGAGAGUUUAAUUAACACAGAACUAAUUGUAUGUGAUUUAACAGCAGACAAAUGUUCUAAUAAUUACCAUAGUUGGAGUCAUCGCUUAUGGUUUAUAAACAAGCUAAAAAACGUCAUAAAGCAAAAUGACAUGCAUGCAUUAUACAUAAAAGAAUAUAACUUUUCGGAGAGGUGGAUGUCAAAGCAUGUUUCAGAUUUCAGCUGUUUCCACUAUCGUCAGUUUUGUAUAAAAAAUAUCUACAACUUAAGUAACUUAUCUUGGAAAACUUUUGAGAAUUCUUCAGAUAUAAAUUUUCGUAAAGUGCUUGUUUGUCUCCUUGCUAAAAAUUUUCCUAAAGAUAAGACAAUUCAAGCAUCAGAACAAGACUUAGUUUCAUAUUCCGAAGAGAAUCUAAUGAAGCUUUUGCUUUCUUAUAAUAAUAGUUGUUCCUGCAAUAUUGACAGUGUAUCAUUAUGUAGGAAAUUUGAGCUACUAUGCUAUGAACUGACACUUAAUAGUGAGCUGGUCCGAUUCUAUAAACAUCAUGAGAGUAUGUGGUAUCAUAGACGCUUUAUAUUGCAUGAAAUUAUUGAAAUGAUGUAUGAUCAUUUUGGUUUGUUUCGACAUAAUGGAGUUCUUGUAAAAAAGAGCUGUAAAUAUUGUAAAACAACUGAUCUAAAACAAAAACAGGCAAAGAUAAUUCGAUCUCAUGGUGACUGUUUGUAUAAAAGUGUUCUCUUUCAAACAAUAAUAAAACAUGAAAAAAAAUUUAUACAAGAAAGCGAAGAAGACAAACAUGCAGUUAGACAUGAAAAAUAUUUGAAGCUUAUUCAAGGAUUAAACAAUCUUAUGUAAUUUCAUUGAAGAGAGAACCAAACCGGGGUCACUAUGACCCUAAAAUAAGAUUGAUACAACUCUUUUUUCGAUACCCUGACACAGAGCAAUAUAAAUGCUCAUACAAUUAUAAGAUAUUUAAAAACAACAAUUAAAAAAUCUUGGUUGGCUAUGAGCUCCUUUUUUCUGCUGCAAUUUGACAUCAAAUGUUGCUAAUAAGUAGCCAACGCAACUCUUUCCAAAAAUUCCUGGAGCGAUUGGGUAUUCUGAGAACGCACUCUCGAGGGUUACGUCGCUGUGGAUUAACUUCAUCGUAUUCCAGGAUAACGGGGGAUACCGCCCGCUACUACUGUCUGUAGCAUCGAUAUUAGGAUUCCUACAACUUUUGUAUUAUAUAUGGAUUUUAUAUUGUAGCUUAGUAUUAUUAUUGUACUAUUUAUGCAUACUUAUAAAUUGGUUUUAAUAAAA
Molecule: messenger RNA, 1890 nt
Organism: Pieris napi
Lineage: Eukaryota; Metazoa; Arthropoda; Insecta; Lepidoptera; Pieridae
Gene: temp
Product: protein prenyltransferase alpha subunit repeat-containing protein 1
Exons: 3
Coding region: 124-1443 (439 amino acids)
Biological process (GO): protein prenylation
Cellular component (GO): cytoplasm
Molecular function (GO): protein prenyltransferase activity
Source: RefSeq, a predicted model, not a curated record